This is a messenger RNA of Saccharomyces cerevisiae S288C, 1437 nucleotides long. RefSeq names its product Ctf13p (gene CTF13). The record is from RefSeq and is marked reviewed. NCBI's taxonomy places the organism in Eukaryota, Fungi, Ascomycota, Saccharomycetes, Saccharomycetales, Saccharomycetaceae. Bases 1 to 1437 code for a protein of 478 amino acids. The transcript has a single exon. Gene Ontology annotation, cellular component: nucleus; chromosome, centromeric region.
AUGCCUUCUUUCAAUCCUGUUAGAUUCUUAGAGUUACCAAUUGACAUUAGAAAAGAAGUUUACUUCCAUUUAGAUGGUAAUUUUUGCGGAGCACAUCCCUACCCAAUAGAUAUAUUAUACAAAUCUAAUGAUGUGGAGCUUCCAGGAAAACCAAGUUAUAAAAGGUCUAAGAGAUCUAAGAAAUUAUUGAGAUACAUGUAUCCUGUUUUUGCCACGUAUUUGAACAUUUUCGAAUACUCUCCGCAACUCAUUGAAAAAUGGCUUGAGUAUGCAUUUUGGUUGCGCUAUGAUUGCCUGGUUUUGGACUGUUUCAAAGUAAACCAUCUUUAUGACGGAACGCUUAUAGAUGCAUUAGAAUGGACGUACCUUGAUAAUGAACUUCGACUGGCCUACUUCAAUAAGGCCAGUAUGUUAGAAGUUUGGUAUACUUUUAAAGAGUACAAGAAGUGGGUGAUAGACAGUGUUGCUUUUGACGAGCUUGACUUACUUAAUGUAAGUAAUAUUCAAUUCAACAUUGAUAAUCUAACUCCACAACUAGUAGACAAAUGCUUAUCAAUUUUAGAACAGAAAGAUUUAUUCGCAACAAUCGGGGAGGUACAAUUUGGACAAGAUGAAGAAGUAGGAGAAGAGAAAGAUGUUGAUGUUAGUGGAGCUAAUUCUGACGAAAACUCCUCACCUAGCUCCACAAUUAAAAACAAGAAAAGGUCAGCAUCCAAAAGAUCACAUUCAGAUAAUGGCAAUGUGGGAGCAACGCACAACCAACUAACAAGUAUUUCUGUUAUAAGAACAAUAAGAAGUAUGGAAUCCAUGAAGAGCCUGCGGAAGAUCACUGUGAGAGGAGAGAAAUUAUAUGAGUUGCUAAUAAAUUUUCAUGGGUUCAGAGACAAUCCUGGUAAAACGAUUAGUUACAUAGUGAAACGUAGGAUAAAUGAAAUACGCCUAUCACGCAUGAAUCAAAUUUCCAGAACCGGACUAGCUGACUUUACAAGAUGGGACAACUUGCAAAAGCUUGUAUUAAGUAGAGUAGCUUACAUCGACCUGAAUAGCAUUGUCUUUCCCAAAAAUUUUAAAUCUCUGACAAUGAAACGUGUAAGUAAAAUCAAGUGGUGGAACAUCGAGGAAAAUAUACUAAAGGAACUAAAAGUCGAUAAGAGAACUUUUAAAUCGUUGUACAUAAAGGAAGAUGAUAGUAAAUUCACAAAAUUUUUUAAUUUACGACACACAAGAAUAAAAGAGCUUGACAAAAGUGAAAUUAAUCAAAUAACAUACCUUCGAUGUCAAGCAAUAGUUUGGCUAUCUUUUCGGACUUUGAACCAUAUCAAGCUACAAAAUGUAUCUGAAGUUUUUAACAAUAUCAUCGUACCUAGAGCAUUGUUCGAUAGUAAACGAGUAGAGAUUUAUCGAUGUGAAAAAAUCUCUCAGGUUUUGGUAAUAUAA